Molecule: messenger RNA, 1011 nt
Organism: Microthlaspi erraticum
Lineage: Eukaryota; Viridiplantae; Streptophyta; Magnoliopsida; Brassicales; Brassicaceae
Source: the annotation of a GenBank genome assembly
AUGAUCCUCGAACGCUCUGGUUUAGGAGAAGAGACGUAUCUCCCUGAAGCUAUGAUUCAUGUUCCAUUCAGAAUCUCAAUGGCUGCUGCUAGAGAAGAAGCUGAACAAUAUCUUUUGCCCGACACCUUUGUUAUCGCGAUGAUUGUGAACAAGUAUAAGCUUAGAAGUAACAUCAGGACAUUCAACCUCGGCGGAAUGGGUUGCAGCGCAUCAGUUAUCGGGGUGGAUCUUGCUAAAGACAUGCUGUUGCUACAUAGGAACACGUACGCAGUUGUUGUCUCGGCAGAGAACACUACUCUCAACGGGUAUUUCGGUAACAACAAGUCCAUGUUGGUACCGAACUGCUUGUUUCGAGUCGGUGGCGCUGCGGUUUUUCUGUCGAACAAGUCUAGGGAGAAGAGACGGGCUAAGUACAGGCUCGUGCAUGUCGUCAGGACUCACCGUGGAGCAGACGACAAAGCUUUCAGUUGCGCUUAUCAGAGAGAGGAUGAUGCCGGGAAAAAGGGGGUUUUCUUGUCGAAAGAUCUAAUGGCUAUUGCAGGGGAAACUCUCAAGGACAAUUUCACUACGUUGGGUCCUCUUGUUCUUCCGGUAAGUGAGCAGAUUCUCUACUUUACGACUCUGCUUGCGAAGAAGCUUUUCAACGGUAAGGUUAAACCGUAUAUUCCGGAUUCCAAACUUGCGUUCGAGCAUUUCUGUAUCCAUGCUGGUGGAAGAGCUGUGAUCGAUGAGAUAGAGAAGGGUCUUGGGCUUUCUCCGGUUCAUGCAGAGCCUGCGAGGAUGACUCUUCAUAGGUUUGGGAACACAUCUUCGAGCUCGACUUGGUAUGAGUUAGCUUACAUUGAGGCCAAAGGAAGGAUGCGAAGAGGCGAUCGCGUUUGGCAAAUUGCGUUUGGGAGUGGAUUUAAAUGCAACAGCGCCGUCUGGGAAGCGUUGAGGAAUGUGACGCCUUCCAAGAACAAUCCUUGGGAAGCUUGUGUUGACAAGUAUCCGGUUACGUUACGUUAUUAG